Messenger RNA from Drosophila serrata, 510 nucleotides. RefSeq lists its product as uncharacterized. NCBI's taxonomy places the organism in Eukaryota, Metazoa, Arthropoda, Insecta, Diptera, Drosophilidae. The record is from RefSeq and is a predicted model, not a curated record.
AUGGCCAAGUUCCAAGUAGUCCUUCUGGUGGCAGCUCUCAGCCUGUUGGCUGUUUCCGAAGCCCAGCAACAGCGUCAGCGGUACUCCCAGCGUUUGAGCCGCGGUCGCUCCAGGUAUUUCGCCCGCCAAGAAGCUGCUCCUGCUCCCGCAGAUGGUGGUGAUGUGGAUGCCGUGACCCCAUAUCCCUCGGCGGAUGAACUGAAGCCAGAAGUUCCCUUCGAUGAGGCAGCUAACGCGGCUGUUGAACCCACGCCGGAUGCCGUCUAUGGACCCCCAGAUGCUGCGCCCAAUGCCGUUCCCGAUGAGGUAUAUGGACCACCGGAUGUGACCGGAAACGAUCUGCCACCCGCAGUUGAUAUUCCUGCAGAGCAGCAGGCCCGCCUGGUGGCCGCCAGGAGAGCGGCUAACUACAGGAGGAACGCCAAGCAAGUGGCCUAUCGUCGUCCUGUCUCCGGAGCAGCUCGUCCCGCCAAGCUGACUGCUGUCCGCUCCAAUGUGCGACGUUUCUAG